CCGUUGGCCUCGCCAUGACGAGGGAGGUGCUUGUUGAAAGACGAGCUCUUGCUGAGAACCUGAAAAAAUUGCAGGAGCAAAUCCCAAGAGCUGCAUCCAGCUUAACUGCUCUUCAGAAAGAAUGCAGACUCCUCAGAGAAAAGAGAGAGGAGGUGACAAAGGUCGCGGAUGUCGCGGAGGAGAGAGUGAAAAUCCCACUUGAGAAGGAGAAGGCUAUCAACUGCAACGAGUGCAGUAGGACCACCUGCGAAUACCCCGCAUCGAUUUCCAAACCAAGGGACGUCAAGCACUGCCAUUGUAUGACCCGGAACGAACAGAAGAAGAUGAUAUGCAGUAAAUGUGGCUGCUCCUGGAGGAGUCACUCUCUGGAUGCCAAACGCUACGAAGAAAAGUCGAUAUUCAGGAGUAAAACUCAAGAAAACUCGGAGAGAGUUACUGAACAUAUUAAGACCCAAGUGAAUCUUGAGAAGAAAGUCUUGGAACUUACCACUAAAAUUAAGAAAAAUCAGGUACAGUUGUUCGCCCAGAUCCAGAAGGCUCAUAAGACCACCGCCCGUCUGAAGGAAAUUGCUCUAAACCCAAAUCCUUUGACAAUGGAAGAGUACAUCGAAUUCCUGAUAGAAGCAGAGAGAAAAGGUGCAGAAGAUGGAUUUAAGAAUCGGAUCGCGCACUUAGAGGAAGCCAAGAGAGCAUCUGCUGUAUGCAAGCAGAUCUUAGAUGAAAAUGGCUCCAAUGAAGCCAUCAUGCCUAACGUCAUGACCAUACUGGAGAAAGAAAAUAUCGAUUUUGAGACGCUGGGGGUCGUGGAAACUCCAGGUGCUGCAAUGCACCAGCCAAACAGCAUGGUGGGAACUCUUAAGGCUUUCUUCAUCUCCAUCCUUGGGAGGAACUCAAGGAAGACAUGA
Molecule: messenger RNA, 905 nt
Organism: Darwinula stevensoni
Lineage: Eukaryota; Metazoa; Arthropoda; Ostracoda; Podocopida; Darwinulidae
Source: the annotation of a GenBank genome assembly